AUGGAGGGUCCGAGAAUAGCGCACCAGCCCAUGAAACAGUCCAGACUUCUUACUCCAACUUCAAAAUCAUCAGCGCUAUCACCUCUGCAACAACACAAACAACAACAUCCGCAACUAAAUUAUGACAACCAGUCCUUACGUCAUUGUCCGUCGCGUGACGUCAUCCAACAAAACAACAACAGCGGGAUUCCCCAGAGUUUCAGUUUCGUAGAAAACAAUUGUAGCAAUAGCAGCAACAGAAUUAACAACGCAUCGCUGCUGAAAGCGCAGUACAAACAAUUCAACACAUCAGCAGCAACUGCAACAACUGCAACAACAACAACUGCAACAACAUCAACAAAACCAUCAACAAUCGCUUGCCUAUCCCCAAAUUUCUCUUCGCAUCGCAACAAAUCUCCGACUGCAUCAACAUCAACAACAACAACAACGUCAUCAUCACCACCAGCCCACCAAUCAGCGUAUUUGGCGGGAAACUACAAUGGGGUGGCAAGCCCUCCACUCCCCAUAGAACCUUACGUAACCGUCGAAUAUCAUCAUCAACAUCGACCUCAACAGCAAAAAAUACUGAGCAACAAAAAUGUUUUAGCAACAGCAGCGGAAGAAGCAACUACAACGACGACAACAACUUCAACAAAUGCAAAUGGUGGUGGUGGUGGUUGUGGUGGUGGUUCUUCACAGGAGUUGGAUGAUGAUGAGAAGCUGAAGAUCUACACGAAUUGGGCGAACCACUACCUGGAAAGAAACAACAGCCCCCACGUCAUCACGAACCUCCAGUGUGAUCUCAACACCGGAGAACUACUGGCCGACCUCAUAGAGGCACUUCUGAACAUUCGUGAGUGCUUCCAUCUGCUGGCAUCACGUCAGGUGCAGUUGAACGCCAUUGAGCCAGAAGGCAAAUAUUUGUCAGGGCAACUUAAAGAGCAUCCUGGAGCUCUUUUUCAGCCUCUCUCGCCACAAGCAGCUGCAGAAGCAAGCAGCUGCGGCUUCCGCUUCAUCUGUUACAACUGCAGCUUCAAACUCGCAGCAGCUUAG
Helobdella robusta is the source of this 1032-nucleotide messenger RNA. RefSeq lists its product as hypothetical. The transcript is spliced from 4 exons. NCBI's taxonomy places the organism in Eukaryota, Metazoa, Annelida, Clitellata, Rhynchobdellida, Glossiphoniidae. The coding region runs from base 1 to 1032 and encodes 343 amino acids. The record is from RefSeq and is a predicted model, not a curated record.